This is a messenger RNA of Aptenodytes forsteri (emperor penguin), 2446 nucleotides long. It is a transcript of the gene KIZ, whose product is annotated as kizuna centrosomal protein. The transcript is spliced from 15 exons. Lineage: Eukaryota; Metazoa; Chordata; Aves; Sphenisciformes; Spheniscidae. Gene Ontology annotation, biological process: spindle organization. Gene Ontology annotation, cellular component: centrosome. The coding region runs from base 1 to 2319 and encodes 772 amino acids. The record is from RefSeq and is a predicted model, not a curated record.
AUGCAAAGGCUAAGCCAGACAGCAGCUAUGGUUAUUCAAGUGACAGAAGCUAAUUUGGGGACUGUUAAGUACCGCUACAUCAAUUCAGCAAAGCUUUUUACUUUACAUUUAAAUUUGGUUUAUCCGAGUUUGAGGCCGAAGGUGUUGAAAAACACUGGGAACUCUUGUCACACGACACCGAAACCUGGCAGAGGAACCCUGACCCGCCGGAGCCCGAGAGCUCGUCCUGAUGCUCUUGAGCCUCCCGACCCCCCCUCAGCGCUGGCACGCGGCUUUGAGCCGGGUCCUGAGCCGUGCCGUUACUGCCUCGCAACUACAGCUGAUGCUUUCGUGCGGCACUUGUCGGGCAGAAGUUCUGAUGAAGGUGAAGCCAAAAGGCUGGAAUUGGAAAGAAAACUGAUGGAAUACAGAAGGUCUGACGCAUACCUAAUGAAACUAAAAUACAUGAAGCUGAAAAAAUACUUGAAAGAAAUAGAUGAACGACAAAAAGGAGCUAUUCUGCGAAACCAGACCUUUUUAAAGGAAUUUGACCAAUUUGAAGCUCAUAUGAGAACUUCAAGCACAGAGAUGAUUCAGAAGAUGGCAUGGUAUGGAAGAGAAAUUAAAAGCGUGUUAUCACUUCAAGAGGGUAACUUGUCAGCAGAAGGUGACAAGGAAGAAGAAUACAACGAGCAGGCAUGGUAUGGAAGAGAAAUUAAAAGCGUGUUAUCACUUCAAGAGGGUAACUUGUCAGCAGAAGGUGACAAGGAAGAAGAAUACAACGAGCAGAUGCCGUGGGCUGGAAGACAGGCAGGAAUUAGCACUGGGGCAGCCGUGCCAAGAGGACUGUAUCAUCCAACAACAGUCUCUAUGGGCUACCACACAUCAGCCAUCUCGGCCGCCGGAGGUUUGGGCGUGUGGCAGAAACCCACCCAGCCUGCAGAGAGCCGCUUGGUGCCUGGCCUGCCUUUGUGCUCUCCAUCACUUGAAGGACUUGGUCCAGAGAGCAGAAGCGCUGAUUUAGAGAGUGAUGCAUCAGUGGAGGGAGCAGCGCCAUGCGGGGACCUGGCAGCCAGUGAGGAAGGCUCCGAGCAGCUCAUCUCCUCAGCAUCUGAUCCCGAACCAGCCGACCCCGAGGAGGAACGGACGUGGGGGAGCGUCCCAGGACCAAAGCCUUGCCUGAGUAACUGGUGGACUUGUAAGGAGGCGAGCUGGGAGAGCAGCGUUGAGCUGCCAGUCCCCGCGAGUGCCGAUGAGGUGAUGCCAAGCACUCCCGGUGUGCCGCGGGGAACAGCCUCACCAGCAGACGGCCGGGAGCAGGGCAGGGAAGCCCACACUGCGGAGGGCUCCCCACUGCAACCACCAAACCCUCCCGUGGUGCAGGAGGAGCCUUCAGUCAGCUCAGCACCAGACGGGCACUGCGGGAUGCUGGCCGGACUCUCCCGUGUGCUGCAGUUGAUAGAAGACAUGGUGGUGAGGAUGAGCCCCCAGCACUGGGCGCCGUACCAGGGCGAGCACGUGGGGACGAUGGGGACGGCGGAGCUGCUCAGCUUUUGUAAUCGGGCCGGCAGUCUGAAAGAAGACGACCUUGAAGCAUGCGAAGCAGUCGUCCUUCAUCAGCUUCGGGCUUUAUUACAGAGCAUGCUGAAUGGAUGCCUCCUACCUGAGAAAACACUCAAUGCUAAAGGUAGAGCAGCAGAUGAAAAGCAAACCAGGGCAGACCAGCAGUGGGACGUGGACAUGCUGCAGACUUGCUUGAGCAACCACGCCUUGUUCUUGAAAAAGCACCAGGUUCAGCUCACGGAAGAAGUGGCGGAGAUGUUUGAAAGCCUGCUGGUUUCCAGCACGAAGGCGCAGGAUGGCCAGGCUCUACCGGUGUUGAGAGAGGUCCUUCCAGAAGAGUGUGGGGAUAGGUCAUCUAUUCGGAGUAAUGAAUCAUCUUACAGCUUGCCAUCGAUCCCAAAUGACGGCGGGGAAAUAAAGCAGGCGAAACACGCUCCCCGGCUCGCCGGCGCGGGAGAACAAGAAGUCACAAGCUGGUGUGAAGAUGAGAGCAAGGAAGAAAGCGCGGUCGAAAAGAUUCCUAUUACAGGUUGGGACAGUGGCGAUAAUCGUUCCAAAGCAAAAGCAAGCCAAGAAAUGCAUUCGGAAACUAGUUCGUCAUCGAAUGAAAGAAGUCCUCCCUUCUCAAGGACUGAAACCAGGAAGGGAAUGGUAACUGCUAUAAAAUCCAAAGCUUUCUGGGGCGAAUCUGACGACAGCAGCUCCGAGAUUGAGGCUGCUCUGCGCCCACAGACUCGGGGCACAGAAGCAGACGAAUUUGAUGACUUCUAUGAUUAAGAUUCCCCUGAACGCUUUUGGGAAGAAAUGAACAAUAUCAUCUUGUACAUAUUGAGAGUGCUGCUGUCGAAAGCGCAGCUCAUCACUUUAUAGUCAAAGAAAAUUUAAAUACAAAAUAAAUAUUACU